CCAUCUAACGUCUGGCAUUCCUGGAUUUUCGUUUCUGUCUGUUGUGCGAGGCAUUUUGUCCUUCUUAAUUAGUGUUUUAUCAGUAUUUAAAAUAAAAUUUUCACACGUAUUUCGCGAUGUAUCAAUCGCGUUGUGUUGAAUGGUGGUAGAACAAUUGUGUUUUAUUUAAAUAAAUAUAUAUAAAAGAAAUGUUUUUGAGAAGGAUGAGUUAACCGUGGAGUGCGUGAAAGCAGCGGUCAACCUCCGAGCCAAGAUCAUUGCGAGAGAAAAAGAGUGUUAUAUCGUUAUUAAAGCAAUUUUGCUUCGUUUAGAGUUAAAUAGUGCGUUAAAAUAAAUUAAAAAGGGGGGCAUGAGUGCACCUGCGAUAAAAUCAUCAAUGCCUGGAGUAGGUGCAUCCCCGUCGUCCGCAGGCCAUUCAGUGUUGCCAAUGAACAUGAUGGCCCAAAAAGUCGUGCCAGGAACCGAGUCCAACAGUGGAAUGAAACCAUUGAACACCAGUGGUUUGAGUUACGUCACUCUACAACCGCCAAAUCAUCCGCAACAGCCCCUGAGCCUUGUGCAAGAUCACAGGCCACCAGUGUAUCAAGCACAACCCUCAACUUACACCACCAAUAAUGCGGAAAAGGAAACCGACUCCGACAAGGUCAUUGCCAAUGGCGUCGAGUCCAGUAAAGUCCAAACCGAGCAAGAACAAAAUUGUCCCAUUAAAUCGAGCGAGCCCAGCCGAAAUAACAACAUGAGUCCCGAAACUCCCAGUCAGGAGCAACAAACUCAAGACAAGAAGCAACUUGAGUCACAGUCCGAGGCGGAGACUGCCGUCAAACCGGAAACAACUCCAGUUGUGGGCGCUUCACCGCAGAGUAAAAUCGAUGAGAAGAAAUCGCCAAUUAAUAAUGGCUCGAAGGAAACGGAAGUUGCAGCGGCAGCAGGAGGAGCAACAACAACAACAUUAACACCGGGCUCGUCACCAAGUAAAACAGUGCCAACGCAAAAAACAGAGGAAUCACCGGCAAAAAGUGAAACGCAAAAACCAAAAGUUCCAUCGCCGGUUGCCAAGCCAAGCGCCACUGAAAGUACAGUGACGACUUUGCCGAAAUUGGAAACAAAAGUCGCAAGUACGACGAGGGCCACAAAACGAAAACCCAAAGAGCUCAAGGAUUUGAAAAGUGCAACGGCCAGUGGCAGUGGUGGAGGUGGUCCAAAGCCGAAGAGAAAUCGCAUAAAAACACAACCCUAUCAGAGUCCAUUGCCCGAAAUUGCGAUGAUUGUCAAAACACUUAAUAAACCUGUCUCAACCAAAGCUCCGGACGACAAGCUCAUCGUUUUCUACAAAAACGAAUUUCUCGCUGUAAGAAAUACGGAAGGCAGUUUCUUCGUUUGUCAGGCUAUGCAAAAUAUUUACAAAAGCAGUAAGCGCAUUCGCAUUCGUUGGCUCUCACAAGAUAAAAAUAACGGGGAAAUUUAUUCUCCCGAUUUUUACGAUCACACAGAUUUCGACUGCAUAUUGACAAACUUAAAUCUCAAUAAGGUCGAGAAAAAUAAAUAUCAACUCACUAAACUUGAGCUACUGCGAACUGAGAAUAUUUUAAAGAGGGCGAUUGACGUUGAAGCUGGUGUUUCGGAGAAGCCUCGAGUUACUGAGGAACAUCCCGAUGGACUGGAUCUUUCGCUCUUCAAAGACGAGUCACAAUUGAAGAAAAGAAAAAGUGGCGGCGGCAGCGGAGGCGGUUCAAAACAAAAACGUCAACGCAAGAAGGGGAAACGUGAAUCGAGCGACUCGGAAGAUGACGACUCUGAAGAAGAUUCCGAUGACGAUGACAAUGAAGACAACGACGACGACGAUGAUGAUGAUGACGAUGAUGAUAAUGAUGAGAAACCCGAACCAAAAGCAAACGCUACUAAAAAACGAUCGAACAAUAAGGCAUUGGCCAUUGCAAAAUCAAUGGCCAAAGGACCAAGUAGAAAAGAGCGGGCAAUGAAUAGAAGCAAUAAAAUCGCCGCCGAGGAGGCAAGUAGUUCUUCAUCGCCCGGCAAAUCGGACAGUGCUUCUAAAAAAUCUGUGGAGGUGAAAAAAGACGAUCCAAAAAAAGUUAAUAAGCCCCAAAGCAACAAUACCAGCGGGGUUUCAAAAGCAAAGGCCCGUGGUGGUGCCAUGCAAAAAGUGCAAGAAAGCAAAAGUACCACGAGCCGCCCUAAACGAGUAUUGGCCGCGACAACGGGCGUUCAACCAAACACAGAAGAAGCAUCCUCGCGCAAGAAAUCACGUGGCCGAGCAUAAGACGAUACGUUACCUAUCCUCUUGCGUUUUACAUACAACAGUGUCUGCAUCGUAGGAAAUAUGUACACGUGGUAUGAACAAUUUAAGCAAAUGAAAAAAAAAAAAGUAAAAAUGGAAACAGAACAAAAAAAUUCUGUUUGCUAAAAGAAGCAAACAGAACUUUAACAAUUAAUUGUGAAUGCAUUGAUAA
This is a messenger RNA of Leptopilina heterotoma, 2468 nucleotides long. Its product is annotated as protein SIS2-like. The record is from RefSeq and is a predicted model, not a curated record. The transcript is spliced from 7 exons. The coding region runs from base 350 to 2278 and encodes 642 amino acids. NCBI's taxonomy places the organism in Eukaryota, Metazoa, Arthropoda, Insecta, Hymenoptera, Figitidae.